Molecule: messenger RNA, 1572 nt
Organism: Gloeophyllum trabeum ATCC 11539
Lineage: Eukaryota; Fungi; Basidiomycota; Agaricomycetes; Gloeophyllales; Gloeophyllaceae
Product: alpha/beta-hydrolase
Exons: 16
Coding region: 1-1572 (523 amino acids)
Source: RefSeq, a predicted model, not a curated record
AUGGUCUCCCUACUUCUCUUUUUCGCCGCGGCGGCCUGCGCGAAGGCCAGCUUGGGUACCACCACUCCCAACGGCACGGAGCGCUGGCUCGGGAUCCCGUAUGCCUUACCCCCGGUCGGGUCUCUGCGGUUCAAAGCGCCCGUGCCCGUCUCCCAGCCGACGUCCGGUGUGCAGAACGCGAGCACGUUUGGGUACGCAUGCCCGCAGGUGCCUUCGCCUAGUCUUGGAGCGGAAAUGAACGAAAAUUGUCUUAAUAUGAAUAUAUGGCGGCCUGCAAAUACGACCUCAGACGCGGCCUUACCUGUACUUGUAUGGUUUUAUGGUGGUGCAUAUAUGAGCGGUUCAGCCUCUAGCCCUUCAUUCGACCCAACGCGAAUCAUCCAGCGCAGCCUCGUAACCCAGCAACCCAUCCUCUUCGUCUCCUUCAACUACCGCCUGAACACAUUCGGCUUCCUGGCGAGCCAGUACGUCCCGCCCGAAGACCACAACGCAGGCCUGCUCGACCAGCGCGCGGCGCUCGUCUUCAUCCAGGAGAAUAUAGCCGCGUUUGGAGGUGAUCCUGCCAAGGUCACGAUAUGGGGUCAGUCGGCGGGCGCGGGCGGCGUCCUUACCCACCUCCUGUACCCCGCGAGCCAGACGCUCUUCCGCGCGGCCAUCAUGGACUCGAACACCGGGCCCUACAAGAGCUCGCCCUUCGCGUUCCAAUACGACGAGCCCGGCAAACCCUACGCGCGCCUUCUCGCCGCGACCGGGUGCGCCGACGGCCCCGCGUCCUUCGCGUGCCUCCAGGGCGUGCCCUACGAGACAUUGCUGAACAUCAGCAACACCAUGGUGUCCGCGACGCUCAACAGCCAGCUGUGGCAGCCCGCGGUGGGGCCUCCAGGCAGUCUGAUACCGGUGCGGGCGUCGACGAAGAUCGCCUUCGGGGACUUCGUGCGUGUCCCAGUGCUCGCGGGCACGAACAUGAACGAAGGCACCCUCUUCAGCGAGUCCCUUUACAAUCUCUCCGUCCCCUCCUCGCUCGAAACCGCCUCACUCAACACCUUCAUUGGCAACUUAGUCUUAGACAACAGCACGCUCACCCCGGAUGUCCUCGGCAGCAUCGACACGCUCUACCCCGCAAAUGACGGGAGCCUCGGCGGGCCGUAUCACACGGGCGACAGCCUGUUCGACCGCGCGGAGGCGUACUACACGGACGACUUCUUCCUCAGCGCGCGGAGGUUGUUCUUCGCGAGCGCGGCCCCCGCGCAGCCGGUGUUUGGGUACUGGUUCACGGAGUUUAUACCUGGGAAUAAUCCCGUGCUGGGAGUGUAUCACGGAUCUGAGCUGUCCUUGAUAUUCGGCCCGGUACCCAACCCUAUCGAGGAUGAUUUCGCGAACAUCAUCGUGGGGCACUACAUCAACUUCAUCAACGACUUGAAUCCAGGAGCUGAAUGGCCUCAGUACGACGUCGCCGACCCGACAGUGCUGCAGCUCAUGAGGGACAACAUCACGGUCCUGCCCGACACAUGGAGUUUGGCGUCGACGGACUUCUUCAACACCGAGUACGUCCUGAACGAGUUCGAGAAGUAG